AUGCUUCGUCGCCUUGCUGUGGGGCCCGGUGUGCUGCUUCAUCUGCGGUUUGACGGAGCCGCAGGCGAGGCGGGGCGCGGCCCAGUUCGGUACAAGCGGCUCCCGGCUAGUAUGCAGCCCAAGCCACUUGCGGAGAACUUCACACCCUUCCCGCUGCCCAAGUACGAUGAGGACUUGGGCUACGGCCCUGUGCGGCUGCGCAACAUUCCUGACAUUGAGGAGGCGAAAAAGCGACAGCAGCAGCGAGGCGCGGCACUCAUGGAGGCAGCCUUGCGUGAGGGUGGGGAGGCGCGGGAGCAGACGCAGCUGCGGUUUAAGGAGGAAGGAUCCAUGUUGGCUUCUUCGUCUCAUGACGAUCCUUCCCCCGUGGAUGCCACAGAGGGAGUUGCAGACGAAGACACCUUGGGCGGCUACACCGUCUCCCGCCACUACCCUCUCAUCGACCGGCUGGAGUGCAACCGAUCCCUUGAGGAUCUCCUCUUGCAGUUUGUGCGGCGUCCACAGGUGGAGGCUCGCUGCGCCGCCUUGGCUGAUAUGGCCUCCACAAUUGCGAUCCGCAGUGAUGCGGAGCUGACACGUAUGUUUGAGGAGGUGAGCAGCCCAUUUGCUCACGACGGCAGGGGGCUCAACUUUCUUGUCACCACAGUCAGGAAGUUUGGCCGCCCGUACGGUGUCACGAAUUCCCUUGUGACCGCCUACGUGAACUUGAUGCAUGCGGCCACCGUUACCUUUCUGCAGGAGCAGCCGUGGCGUCUUUCCCGUUGUCCUGCGUUGACCAUUCAGCUUCUUCAUUUUAUGGCCCUCAUCAAGGUGUUUGAGCCCAAUAAAUGGUUUACGUCGUCGGUCCACGCACCAUCGAACCGUGCUGACUACAAGCACCCGCGCGGGACGAACCAGACGACGGCGUUUUGGGGAACCGGUGAGGCAGUUUUUGACGCCAUGGUUAACCUAGUACGCCGCGACGAGCACGAUGGCGUCCCUCACCUGCUGGAGUUAUGCACAGACGAAGAGCUUGUGGACCUGCUAAACGGCUUUUCGGCGGUGAUGCCAAGCGGAACGCCUAUUGGUGGCGUUUUUAAAUCCAUUAUGGACUGCUUUUUGCGGCGUGUGCGGAGUCAUGCGAAGAGGGCGCUGACGAUGCAGGACAUGGCGACGAUGGAGCGGAUGUAUCUGACCUCCGUUAUGGCGGAUGCGAGCAGUGAGGAGUUGUUGCAACUUCUCUUGGCUGACAGUAGUUGUCCGCGAGGACCUAACUUCUUUGCGGCCCUUUCGCGCGGGAAGGCGACGGCGUUAAAUGCAAAGACGUUUGACUUGCUGCAGACGGCGAUUGACGCAGCCAGUGCAAAUCACGACACUGCCACGCUUUUGGCGCUGCUUGAAAGCGGCUCGGAGGCGUUACUUUCAAUGACCGAUAAGGAGCGCGCCCAGGAGUUUGCCAUGAGAAACCAUUUUGACUACCAUAUCUUGCGCUCCUUCCGGCACUUUGCUCUGGUCGCGGACCGCCUACGCAUGGAGCAGCCGAGCAUCUCUGCCCGCAUUCCCCGCUCAAUUCGUGACGUGCAGGCACAGUUGUUCGCCGCCAACGCCGCCAAGCUGCACUCCGUCGACGCGCACGCGGCGGUCUCCGCGGCUUCCAUGCCCGGUUAUGUCUCGCCCCACCCCACCCGUCGCCUUGCGCGUCCCUUGAUGACAAUGCUGUCGCAGCUGGAAUACCUCAACACUGUGGACUCUGUCUUCUUGUUGCACUCUUCACUGAUGGCAAGCUCAACAGAUCAGCUUGUUUCCGCCGUGCGGCGGCUUCCGAGCGGGAAAGACAGCCUGAUUGUCUCUUUGAGUUGUCUCCGUGAGCUCUCGGUGAAGGCUGCCACAAGUGCCAAGCCGAGGGAGCGGGAGGCUUGCGAACGGGCGCUUGAGAUCCUCGCCUACGAGGUUGAAAAGGGCCGAGUGGUGCUGUUGCCAUUUAGCGAGGAACUUCGUCUCCACGAUGCGGGGACCUACUGCGACGAGGACCUCAUCCUCUGGACCAUCGCCGCCUUUUUUGCCAGGGAGAUGCCGCUGGUGAAGGUGCACACGCUGAUGCACAGCGACUGCACCGCACGCACGCCCUACCGAUUCCUCAAGGGCAGACACAACCUCCUCACCUCGUCGCGCUCGUUGCACGACAAGGAUGCACCGCUGCUGAGUGCACUUCACAGCAAGGAGUUAAAACUUGUGACGCGGAACGUAAAGCUACGAACGGCGUUGCGUGACCGCAAGUGCACCUUGUACCACUAUAAUCCGAUACGGGCCCGAUUUGUCUACCGUCGUGAUAAGGCAAUGUUUGACAAGUACCACACGACUGCACGGCACCUGGCGCCUGGAUUCAGUCGUGGGGCGUUGCACCAUGACUGGCGCGGUCUUGGGGUUUACACGCCUGACCACCCACAAGUGCCGUACCGUCGCCUCCCGUGGAAGCAACGGGAAGCGACGUUGAAGGCGGCGUGA
Messenger RNA from Trypanosoma conorhini, 2484 nucleotides. RefSeq lists its product as uncharacterized. The transcript has a single exon. Bases 1 to 2484 code for a protein of 827 amino acids. NCBI's taxonomy places the organism in Eukaryota, Euglenozoa, Kinetoplastea, Trypanosomatida, Trypanosomatidae. The record is from RefSeq and is a predicted model, not a curated record.